Rhipicephalus sanguineus (brown dog tick) is the source of this 2035-nucleotide messenger RNA. RefSeq lists its product as uncharacterized. The transcript has 2 exons. Gene Ontology annotation, cellular component: extracellular matrix; membrane. The record is from RefSeq and is a predicted model, not a curated record. Bases 97 to 1518 code for a protein of 473 amino acids. Gene Ontology annotation, molecular function: hydrolase activity, acting on glycosyl bonds. Lineage: Eukaryota; Metazoa; Arthropoda; Arachnida; Ixodida; Ixodidae.
ACGGCGACAAGGCCGGUGGUGGCAAGCCAGAAGCCAAGCCCGGCAGGAAGCCACACGGAGCGGCGGCAGCGCCCACCGCUGGUCUCACUGGGGGACAUGCUGGUCACGGUCCUGUUUUCGAAGGAGCUGCGGUUCCCGUCGAGAAGUCCAGUUCCUGGUGGAAAACGCUGCGACACUUCUUCCGCCGGAAGCCCGAAGACGAAGAGAGCACGGAGGAGGAAGGAGUCCGCUAUCCCGAAAUGGACGAGGAGAUUAUCGAGGGCGCCGAAGACCUGGGAGCCGCCGGCGAAGUGGCUCACGAAUCCCGAAAGGGUGGAGCCGCUGGAGGCGCCUGCCGACGCUGCGGCUGCUCCCAAACAGUACAAGCUCAACGCUUGCCUGCUCAUCACUUCCGGUGCCGUCAUCUUCGUCGUCCUCUUGGCGGUCCUGUUGUCGGGCGACCUGUUCGACGACCUGGACAACAGCGUGCCCACCUUCAAUAUCGACCUGGGCAAAGUCGUUAACGUCUUGGACGACGUGGGCUUUCUUGGGGCCGGCAUGAACUCGUCGAUAAUGGGCAAGCCCGGCUCGUGGAGACCUCUACUGGAGAGACCGGCCAACGAUAGCCUCGUGCUGUUGCUGAGGGGGCUGGCGCCGGCCGUCCUUCGGUUUGCGGGUCACGAGACCGACCACUUCUACUUCGUAGAGGGAGACGAGGACGGGAAUUCUAGUCGCGGCGGAACGGACGAAGGGGGACUAGCCUCGCGAGGCAAUCGACAGUUCGUCGUUCAGCGCAGCCGUCUCCGCACUGCAAGCACAAACAGCCGCGAGCGGUUUCCUCUCAUGGGUUCCGAGUGGAUCGCCCUGAACCACUUCGUCGAACGCUGCGACUGGCGGCUGCUGUUCAGCCUGAACGCCCACCGACUCGAGGACGUGGAACCUUCGUCGCCCGUCUUCGGACGCUGGGACCUCCGGGACGCCGCCCUCCUGAUGCGCUUCAGCGAACGCCACAACCUCACCUCGAAGCUCAUGUGGCAGCUGGGAGAGGCCGUGGCCGAAAACUGGCCGGGCCCAGGUCCCAGCCCGUACGCGCUCGCCUGCGAGUACGAGGCCCUCCGCGACCUGGUCUCCUUCUACCCUGCGCCCCUGGUCGGACCCGGCGUGUCGACCCUGCGCAGUGCAGGACUGCGCUAUCUGGAACGCUUCAUCAAGGGCCGGGGCCGCUUCGUCGACGUCGUGUCCCUCAGGCACGUCCUCCACGACGCCUCCAACGUGACCGUCAAGGACCUCCUGGACCCGGCUGUCAUGGAACGCUUCGACUCGCAGCUACAGAGCGUGCAGGCCCUUGUAGAGACGGCAGCGCCUCGAAUCACGAGGAUCUGGCUGACGUCUCUCUCCACGACUCCCGGUUACGUCGAGGGCGUCUCGGGAACCUUCGCGUCCAUGCUGGCCUGGACGGAGCCUUCGGCGCAGCUUCCAAGAGGGGCGUCGCGGCGGUACUCAGAGACUCUCUACUUGGAACAACGGCCGAAUCCAUGAUCGUUGCCAAGAACGAAGCUGGCGAAGGAGCCAAGCCCACGGCCGACUACUGGGUGUCGCUUCUGCUCGCCAAGCACGUCGGCCAGAAAGUCCUGACCAUCGAUGGGCCCAAGCUCAAGGAUCCCGCUACUCGCAUCUACGUCCACUGCGCCCGUAACUACCCGGGUGGCCUGGCCCUGUACGGCGUUCGGCUCGCCGACACCGGCGCCAAGCUGAAGAAGUCCGGAUCUCGGAGGCAGUGGGAGCAACAGCUUCGCUGGGUUCUCACGCCGGCCUCGGAUGUCGGAGGCUCCGAGGUGUACCUGAAUGGCGAGACCCUGUCCUGGUCCAGCGGCGACGAAACCGACCCUCCGGAUCCUAAGCCCGAAGAACUGUGGUACACCAUUAUCAGCCUGCCGGCCUGGUCGAUGGGCUUGUUCGUGUUUCCCAAUAUCAAAGCGAAGGCUUGCUACGACGACUGGACUCCAUAAAUUCUUUUGUUCUGGCGAGAAAAGGUGCAACAAGAACGUUCCGCCUA